This is a messenger RNA of Morchella sextelata, 738 nucleotides long. RefSeq lists its product as uncharacterized. The record is from RefSeq and is a predicted model, not a curated record. Gene Ontology annotation, molecular function: structural constituent of ribosome; RNA binding. Gene Ontology annotation, cellular component: ribosome; small ribosomal subunit; cytosol. Gene Ontology annotation, biological process: translation. The transcript is spliced from 6 exons. The coding region runs from base 1 to 738 and encodes 245 amino acids. Lineage: Eukaryota; Fungi; Ascomycota; Pezizomycetes; Pezizales; Morchellaceae.
AUGAGUCAUAAAAUUAUUGGCGAAAGUGCGUUUAAAGUUCAGGCCGCCAAUCCCAUUCCACACUUCGUCAAGUGCAACCACACAACCGUAACAACAGCGACUCCCAGUUACUCCAAAAUUUCAAUCUACAAACGACUCGACAACCCACCACACCAACCUAAAGGGCCCGACGCCGAAUUACCAAAACAGCUCGCCCAAUAUGGAGGACAUGAGGAAGCGAAAAACAACGGAUUGGGGAAAUGGCGUGCUAACGAUACUGGUGGUAUUAAUAGGUCUCUCGUCGCCGGCGAGAAGUCGAACUUCCAGUUCAUUCUCCGUCUUCUCAACACCAAUGUUGACGGAAAGCAGAAGGUUAUGUACGCCCUCACCAAGAUAAAGGGUGUCGGUCGUAGAUACUCCAACUUGGUCUGCAAGAAGGCCGAUGUUGAUCUCAACAAGCGUGCCGGUGAGCUCACCACUGAGGAGCUCGAGCGUAUCGUGACGAUCAUCCAGAACCCCACCCAGUACAAGAUCCCCACCUGGUUCUUGAACAGGCAGCGUGACAUCGUCGACGGAAAGGACACCCAGAUCCUUGCCAACGCCCUCGACAACAAGAUGCGUGAGGACUUGGAGAGGCUGAAGAAGAUCCGUGCCCACAGAGGUCUCAGACACUACUGGGGUCUCCGUGUCAGGGGUCAACACACCAAGACUACCGGUCGUCGUGGUCGCACCGUUGGUGUGUCCAAGAAGAAGGGUUAA